This is a messenger RNA of Hemicordylus capensis (graceful crag lizard), 2488 nucleotides long. It is a transcript of the gene IRX4, whose product is annotated as iroquois homeobox 4. The record is from RefSeq and is a predicted model, not a curated record. Bases 362 to 1831 code for a protein of 489 amino acids. Gene Ontology annotation, cellular component: nucleus. Gene Ontology annotation, biological process: neuron differentiation; regulation of transcription by RNA polymerase II; cell development. NCBI's taxonomy places the organism in Eukaryota, Metazoa, Chordata, Lepidosauria, Squamata, Cordylidae. The transcript is spliced from 6 exons. Gene Ontology annotation, molecular function: RNA polymerase II cis-regulatory region sequence-specific DNA binding; DNA-binding transcription factor activity, RNA polymerase II-specific.
GUUAGUGAAGUGACUAUGGCGCCUGGGGACUGGAGGCACUCACUAGUCGGACUGACUCCAGUAGUCAGGUAUUAUAUACACUGAGCAAUGUCUCCAUUAGUGCGCCGCUAUAGCUGCUGCUGCUGCCGCCGCUGCUCUCUGCAAAGCGAGCCACUGCGAUCGAGGCGAAAAGAGGCGGCCACCCCUUGCCAUGGGAAAGCUCUUGCUGGGAGAUCCUAGGCGCAGCCCGGCGUGAUUGCAGCCCCCAGGAAACUCGAGUUACCCACCAAUCGGGACAAUACGGCAGAUCAAGGCUGCCGCCGGAGCUCGCGGAUCUGACGCUUCUGCGCUUGUUCUUGGAGCCCUGGGAGUCCCCGUUGCCAUGUCCUACCCCCAGUUUGGAUAUCCCUACUCUUCAGCACCCCAGUUCCUGAUGACCACCAACUCCUUGACCACUUGCUGCGAGACCAGCGGCAGGACUCUCACGGACUCGGGGGCAGCAGCCUCAGCUCAGACCCCGGUCUAUUGCCCCGUGUACGAGAGCAGGUUGCUGGCCACGGCCAGGCACGAGCUCAACUCGGCAGCGGCCCUGGGCGUCUAUGGGAAUCCCUACACAAACACCCAAGGCUACGGGAACUACGUCACCUACGGGACGGAAGCGUCGGCUUUCUACUCUUUGAAUAGCUUCGAUUCAAAGGAUGGAAGUGGAUCUGCGCAUGCGGGAAUUACCCAGGCGGCUGCUUACUAUCCCUACGAUCACACGCUCAGUCAGUAUCAAUAUGACAGAUACGGUACCAUGGACGGAGGGACACGGAGGAAGAACGCUACUAGAGAGACAACCAGCACGCUGAAGGCGUGGCUGCAGGAGCACCGCAAGAACCCCUACCCGACCAAGGGCGAGAAGAUCAUGCUGGCCAUCAUCACCAAGAUGACCCUCACGCAGGUCUCCACCUGGUUCGCCAACGCCAGGAGGAGGCUCAAGAAGGAGAACAAGAUGACCUGGCCUCCCCGGAAUAAAUGCUCUGAUGAAAAGAGGCCCUAUGAGGAUGAAGACGAGGGAGAAAUUCAAGGGGAGAGCCUGAAGAACGAGAAACUCGAGGAGCCCUCAAGCAAGGAGGACAAAGAGCUGGGCCUGAGCGACCUGGACGACUAUGACCCCUUGGAGUCGGAGAGCUCGGAGGGCGAGCUGAAAGCUCCAGCCUUCGGCCAAGUGGAGAGCGACGCGUGCGCCAACGAGCCCUGCAAGGAGCCCUCCUUGGGCGCCAGCAGCGCCACGCUGGAAGGCACCCUGGAGAGAGCCAAGAGCUGCCUCAAGGACCCGACGACGGGCCAGGAGGGCUGCGAGGCGGCGGAGCUUCUGAGCGCCAGGCAGAGGAGCUGCGAGGCCAAACCGUGUUAUCAGCAGCAGCAGCUUCUGGAGGCCAGCAGCAAGCCGAGGAUUUGGUCUCUGGCGCACACCGCCACCUCCCUCAAUCAGGCGGAGUUCCCGUCGUGCAUGCUGAAGCGCCAGCAGGGGGCGUCGAGCGCCUCUAGCGCCGUGGCCACGCCGGCCGUGAGCGUCAUCGAACGGCACCAGAAGGAUUCUCCCGUCACCAACCUCAGGAACUGGGUGGACGGCGUGUUUCACGACCCCCUCUUCAGACACAGUACUUUGAACCAGGCCUUGAGCAACACCACAGUGUCUUGGGCGACCACCAAAGGCUCCAUCUUGGAGACGGGGGCCUUCGGGCGCUCGCUGGGGGGCGGCGCCGCGGUGCUCAAGGGGCAGCUGGCAGGCCUGGCCGGGCCCCAGGACUCCAGCAAAGACUUUCUGGCUUUCCCCAAAGCAGGCAGCAAAAUGUUCUGCUCCUAACGACCAAACCCCGCCCGCCUCCCUGGGACAGGGUGGGAGGGGAAGGCAAGGCGGCGAGGGACUCGGACCAGAGCCACGCGGGGAUGGAGGGGGGCGGGUGCAAAAGGACACGGAGAGAAUCUAAAUCUAAACAGACUCUUUUCAAAAGCAACGCAAAACAUGGAUUUUAAACGUUCCGUUUGGUAAUUUUAAGGAGGGGCGGGGGAGACUUUCUUGUUUGGAAGAAUCUCGCUUGGCUACGACCUUAAGGAAUCAACGUCGUCUUCACGCUAAUUUAAGUCCAUAAGCACUUCCCACUAGUUCUAGAGGCGUCCUUCUGCGUUUACCUUGGCAAGCUUACAAGGCGCGAGGUUUGAAUUCAGCUUCUCCGGGGAGGGAGAGGGAGUUGUUUGUCCUCUUCUUUUUCUUCUUCUUCUUUUUCUUCUUCUUAAUUUGUGGCAUGCCAAUCUUAGUUACAAAAGGGGGAAAAAGACUUCCUCGGACUUCCCCCCCUCCCCUUCUCAUUGUUAGUCUCUCACCCACAAAAACAGCACUUCUACCACCGAGUUGACACCAUUGCGCGCACACACCCAACCACCCACAACAUUCGAACUCGACAACUAAGUUAUGUCUAAGAGGUAUGUUCACUCCAAAUAAAUUGUCUGUCUCUCAGAGGUA